Molecule: messenger RNA, 2461 nt
Organism: Molossus molossus (Pallas's mastiff bat)
Lineage: Eukaryota; Metazoa; Chordata; Mammalia; Chiroptera; Molossidae
Gene: CDIP1
Product: cell death inducing p53 target 1
Exons: 8
Coding region: 639-1265 (208 amino acids)
Biological process (GO): intrinsic apoptotic signaling pathway in response to DNA damage by p53 class mediator; tumor necrosis factor-mediated signaling pathway
Molecular function (GO): zinc ion binding
Source: RefSeq, a predicted model, not a curated record
GGGACGGUGGGGGAAAUACCAUGACCGGUUUUCUGCCGUGCUGUUUUCUCAAGGAAAGGGGAUUGUGAGGAAGGAGGGUCCCGGCGACGAAGAAGUCCCAGCUGAGCGCCUUUGUGACCUUGCUCUCCCUCCCUGCCCGCUGAGGCGCACUAACAUCAGUAAACCCCUGCGCCCACCCUUGGCCUGGGCCAGGUUGGGAGGCAGUGACCUGGCCUGGCUUUGGGCCCACCUUCAUGCUAUCCAGGAUCUUGUCAUUCUGUUGGCCCAGGCGUGGAGGCUAACUAGCACCCCUUGUCUCACCUGGAGCACCUGCUGUCACAGAUUCUCAUUGGAGUUUUGCUGAGUAUCUUUUGUAUAUUUUCAAGUGUGGGCUGGCUUUCCACUGGAUGCGGCCUGAGAGCUGGGACCACAGGCAGAAGGCCUCCCGUGAUUAUGUGACCAUGUGACCACCUCUCAGCGCUCAGACCCUCGCUCCCUCUUCCAUACGCCAGCCUGCCUGAAGCUCAGGCCGCAGUGUCUGUCCCAUGUAGACAGCUCCCCAGAGCCCUUCGUGUCCACCCAGGCCAGCACUGGAAGGAGCCUCACCCAUCUGCCAACUCUGAGUACCUGGGAUUUGAGGUUCAGGAGAAGCCUCAAAGAUGUCUAAUGACCCACCCCCUCCUUAUCCUGGAGGCGCCACAGCCCCCCUUCUGGAGGAGAAGAGUGGAGGCCCACCCACCCCAGGCCGAACCUCCCCUGCUGUGAUGCAGCCCCCACCAGGCAUGUCGCUGCCUCCUGCAGACAUUGGCCCCCCACCCUAUGAGCCGCCAGGUCACCCAGUGCCCCAACCCAGCUUCAUCCCCCCACAUAUGAAUGCAGAUGGCACCUACAUGCCUCCAGGUUUCUACCCUUCUCCAGGCCCCCAUCCACCCAUGGGCUACUACCCGCCGGGGCCCUAUCCACCAGGGCCCUACCCUGGCCCUGGAGGUCACACAGCCACAGUUCUGGUCCCGUCAGGGACUGCCACCACGGUGACAGUGCUGCAGGGAGAGAUCUUUGAGGGUGCACCUGUGCAGACAGUGUGUCCUCACUGCCAGCAGGCCAUCACCACCAAGAUCUCCUAUGAGAUUGGCCUGAUGAACUUCGUGCUGGGCUUCUUUUGCUGCUUCAUGGGGUGUGAUCUGGGCUGCUGCUUGAUCCCCUGCCUCAUCAACGACUUCAAGGAUGUGACGCACACGUGCCCCAGUUGCAAAGCCUACAUCUACACGUACAAGCGCCUGUGUUAACGAAGCCUGGACUGGACUCCCUGCUGUCAGUCUGGAUCCCUGUGCUUUGCUCCCCACACUCUGGCUCGCACCCCCAUUCCCACUUGGGGGUGGAAGCUGUUCCACUGGUCCCCUGGAAGUCUUUUCUUCUUUGCCUUGCCCUUCCCUGAGCAUCUGACUCUUCUGGCAAAAAUCCUGUUGGACUUCAGGCCAAGGGUCAGCAAGUGGCAGGGAGCUGGCACUGAGCAAGUAUGUUGUUGGUUUGCUUGGUGUUUGAUCAGGAAGAUAAGCUGGGAUGAGUCUUCCUGCUGGGGUCUUACUCCUCCAUUUUUGUAUGAGGUAUAAGUUUGGUCCUGAUUCUCCCUGGGACCAAACACAGCCAGAGCAAUGGCUUAUUUUCCAGACCUGGGCCUACAGUGAAGCUGUGCCUGUAGCCACAGUUUCUCUGAUCUGGUCAUAAGGCCAAGGUUUGUUUUUGGGGUGCUAGAGGUAGACAUGAUGGUCAGAAGGAAUGACUCUGGCCCUCAGAACUCUCAGGAACUCAACACCUUGUCCAAGUGCCCAGGAGCCACCUGGAAUAAGAGAGAGGUCAGCACAACUGCAGUUCAUGGGAUAAGUGAUUGGGCCCUGGCUCACCAAGGGACUUGCCUCUGGCCCCUGCCUACUUCACUUUCUGGCAAUGCCUCUGCGAACAUGUCUUUGUUGCAGGCAGAAGGAAUGCCUAGGAACCCAGCCCCUCUGUCCAUACCAUGUCCUUGCUGCGUGUGGGCUUGACCUCUGCCUGGUGGCUGGUAUAUCCCAGCUCAGACCAGAGAUGACAGAUAGGGCCUCUCCCUGCGGGCACAAUCAACAUUUCCAGGGCUCUCUCUGUGGAUCCUCUUUCUAGUGAACACUGGGCCCUUCACCCAGGCUGACUCACUGUUGCUAUGCUUACUCCAGGCACUACAGCAGGAGCAACUGUAGCACUGGAUUGGGGACCAGGAACGAGCAACCACAAGUGGCAGAAGUACCUUGGUGGAUGCUAGCUCUGCCUGGGCCUGAGGCCAUGCUGUCUUUAUUUCGGAAUGGUUUGUCUAUGAACUUGCUCCUGUGGACUGCUGUACCCUGCUGCCUCCCCUCUCCUGGUCUCAUACUGCCACUGCAUGGCCUUCUUUUCACUGUGAAUUGUGGCUGAUCUGUUUGUAGUUUCUCAUUAAAUUGGUCCUUUCACUCCCUUU